GGUUGCAAUUGCAAAUCGCCAUCUGCUGGGAGCAUGCCCAACUAGUGGUGUAAACAAAUCUGCUCUUCGUCUCCUUGAUUCAGAGCAGGAAUCGUGUAUUUUUAUUUUUUAUUGGUCUCUUCCUUUUUAGAUCAACAAAUUCAAUAUCCGUGGAUUGAAGAUAAAAAUUUGAACCGUUCUUUUAUUUGAUUUUUAUUCAAAAACAUGUCAACAAUUAUACACAUAAAAUAAUUAUAUAAAUUAUAACAGGUGCCUCUGAAAAUAUUUAACAAAAUGGACAGUACGGAAAAGGAUAGUCUCAUGGACACAAGCGAGCCGCCAGAACUGCCAGAAGAGGCUCACCAUGACUCAAUUGCUGAAAGCAAGACUCAGACUGCCGGCGAAGAACCAAUGCCAACAGAGGAGCCUGAAACUGAAGCGCUGCCAGUCAUUUCACCAGAUGAACCAACUCCAGAGGUUUCAAGCAAUGAGACUGAUCAACUCAAAGCCCCAGCCCAGCAACUAACGGCCUUUCAGGUCACAGAAAUCGCGAGAGAAGAUAUCUCCUUCAAAACCACCAGCGUUGAGCAGUAUUUGAAGGGCUGCAAGUGGGCUCCGGACGGCACCUGCAUCCUGACCAACAAUUCAGACAACACUCUUCGGAUCUACAAUUUGCCCGGCUUCCUCUACCAAGAGUCUUCCAGCCUUCCGUCCGAACCGGACACCAUUCCACAAGCGGUGGUCAUCAAAGAGGGCGGCCUCAUUCAAGACUUCUGCUGGUACCCGCAGAUGUCCUCGAUGGACGCCGCAACCUGCUGCCUACUGUCCUGCAGCGCGAGGUGUCCGGUGCACCUGUGGGACGCGUUCGACGGCCGCCUGCGCGCCUCCUACUCCCCCAUCGACAGGGUGGACGAGGUUGAGGGCGCCAGCAGCCUGGCCUUUGCCCCUGACGGCCAGAGGUUUUACUGCGGCUCCACCCACUUCAUUCGCCUCUUCGAUCUCGGCCGUCCAGGACGGGAAUGCGAAAAAAGGGAACUGAAGCACCACCUCCAACCUUCCGAGUACCGGCAGCCUGGCAUCGUGUCUGCCAUCGCAGUCAGCGAGGCCAACCCCAAGGUGUACGCGGUCGGAAGUUACAGGAAAAGCGUCGGGUUGUACGCAGAACCGGACGGGGAGCUCAUCAGCCUGCUCCACGGACACAGGGGUGGGAUCACGCAGCUCGCUUUUUCUGCAGAUGGAACAAAACUUUUCAGUGGUGCCAGACAGGACAGCGAGAUAAUCUGUUGGGACACCCGUUCGCCCGGCCGCAUUCUUGCCAUCAUGCAGCGCAGCGUGUCGACCAACCAGCGAGUGCAGUUCGACCUGUCGCGUGAGAACCUUCUCUUUUCGGCCAACACCAGCGGCCUGGUCACAGUUUACGACCUGAACGAAGCCAGAGGCGAAAACUGUCCGAUGGGGGUUAAAAAGAGCUGGAGGGCGAGCUCGGACUGCGUCAAUGGGGUCAGCCUGCACCCCAGCAUGCCCAUGGUGGCCACGACCAGCGGCCAAAGACAUUUUGACCUCGCUGGUAGCGACGAUGAAGAUGACGAGCCUGACAAUGAGGACAAAGAGUGCUGCCUCAAGAUGUGGUGGCUCACAAAGGAAACAAGUGACUGUGAUAACAAUGCCCAGGUGGACAGUUGAUUGUUUUCAAAGUAAUUGCGUUGUGUUUUUCUUGAGAGCGAUUUAUUUCAUCUAGUUUACUGGAUACAUUUUUUUUAAAAACAUCUAUUAAAAUAUUUCGUGGCUCAGAAAUUUCAGUCGUUUUAC
Molecule: messenger RNA, 1788 nt
Organism: Cloeon dipterum
Lineage: Eukaryota; Metazoa; Arthropoda; Insecta; Ephemeroptera; Baetidae
Gene: WDR79
Product: WD repeat domain 79
Exons: 3
Coding region: 274-1662 (462 amino acids)
Biological process (GO): Cajal body organization
Cellular component (GO): Cajal body
Molecular function (GO): RNA binding; protein binding
Source: RefSeq, a predicted model, not a curated record